This is a messenger RNA of Cryptomeria japonica (Japanese cedar), 2237 nucleotides long. Its product is annotated as GATA transcription factor 2. The transcript is spliced from 3 exons. NCBI's taxonomy places the organism in Eukaryota, Viridiplantae, Streptophyta, Pinopsida, Cupressales, Cupressaceae. The coding region runs from base 423 to 1679 and encodes 418 amino acids. The record is from RefSeq and is a predicted model, not a curated record. Gene Ontology annotation, biological process: regulation of DNA-templated transcription. Gene Ontology annotation, molecular function: zinc ion binding; sequence-specific DNA binding.
UCAAUAAUUUAUUUCAGGCGAUCACAUGAGAAUCUCGACCCAUUAAUUUGUUGGUUAACAUUGCAUUCAGCAGGAGCACUUCAAGGCAAUGCAUGUAACAUUUUGCGCGAAUUAAGAUGGUUGAAGAAGCCCUCCUUGCACGUUGAACUCUGAUUUGCCACCAAUUAAAGCCUUUAAUAUAUUUAUUUUUGCCAGUGCUCGCUUCUUCCCAAAGUUUCUUAUUAAAGACCUCUCACCCUUCACUUUAACCCCCUCUGUGCUUCGGUUAGGCCGUCCCAAAGGACUUUCUGCCUUGUUUCACAGCCUCAUACACCUUCAGAUAGAGUAUCAUUGGAUUGAUUUAAAGGUCGCAGCUGAAGCAGAAGCAGAAGCAGCCUUUUCAGUAGCGGUCUAGAAGUGGAUUCCUCCAGUUGGGUUUGGGGAUGGAAGCUCCAACUUACCUGUAUGACACAAACUAUGGAGCCCCCCUGAUAGAGGGGAGGAAGUCUAAUGGGAAAAUAACAGAGUUCAAGACUGGUGUGCAGGUAGGAGACUUUUUUCACAUUGAUGAUCUCUUGGACUUCUCCAAUGAAGAGAUUGCAGGACCCAUUGUUGGAGAGAGUGCUGUUAAUUGGCCAAACUAUGGCACCGCUACAGAUUCCUCCACUAUAACCAUGACAGAAACAGUCAGCUGCAAUUCGUCUGUUGAUGGAAACAGCUCUAGAACUUACAAUGUUCUGGAAACUGAUGAAAACAAUCCUGCUGAACUCUGCGUUCCAUGUGAUGAUUUGGCAGAGCUGGAAUGGCUCUCAAAUUUUGUAGAGGACUCAUUCUCGACAGAAGAAGCGCCUAAAGCUUUCUUUGCUCCUAAUUUUGGGAAUGUGGGAACAGAUAAAGAAACCCAAUUGAGGCCUCAUACAACACAAGAGUGUGGGAAUGGGAAUACGAGCCCCAAUUCUGUGUUGGAUACAACUUCCAGUACCAGGAAAACCCCCACACCAGGUUUCAGUCCAGAAACUCCUGUGCCAGGGCGUGCCCGCAGCAAAAGAUCAAGACCACCUGUUUGUAACUGGUCUUCCCGCAUAGUUUCCCCUACUUGCUCAGCUUCUACUGCAUUAGAGAAUGGAUCCACCCCUACUACUUCUGCAUUAUCCUCUGACUCAGAUUUCUUUGCAGAGUCCUCAUUGCCCACAAAGAAACCAGCGGUUAAGACCAGCCAGGGAAUGGGGAUAUUUCAAAAGAAGAUUAAACAAGAACAGCAGGUGCUGCCAAUGAGGAAAUGUAUGCAUUGUGCAACAGUGAAAACACCACAGUGGAGAACAGGUCCCAUGGGGCCCAAAACAUUGUGCAAUGCUUGUGGUGUCAGGUUCAAAUCGGGUAGACUUGUGCCAGAAUACAGACCUGCUGCAAGUCCCACAUUUGUUGCCACCAAACACUCCAAUUCUCACAGAAAAGUCAUUGAGAUGAGAAGGCAGAAGGAGAUGGCAAUACUACGCCAUGGCUUGAAAGAUUCUGAGGAGGAGAUAGAAUUUUCAGACCAUGGGGAUGAUGAGGAUGGGGAUGCAGAAAAAGCACUGGAAGACCACCACCACUCAUAUUUUGUUUCUGAUGAUGAUACUUACUUCAUACAACACUACAAGACUCCAAGCAACUUAGCUGAGGUUGAGAACCCAAUUCCCUAUCCCUUGUACAAUUUUUAGGUUCUGGAAGGGCAGGAAAGCACAAUUCAAAAUUCAAUUGGGAAAAAACACAGGAGACAAGACAAAAUUAGUAGCAGGAUUUGCUUCUUUCAAAUAUACAGAAGGUGGUAAGAUGUGAGGAAAUGGAAGUGGGCUGGUUGUUGAUGGAACUAAGAGAAGGUUUUAGAAUCAAAUUUCAUUUGUCAUGUAUUCUUUUUGCAGAUUAGUUGAUCAUUUGUUUCUUUCUUCUAUGGCAUUCAAUUAUCUAGAGAAAUUCCCAUGUCAUUGGGGGAAGGGCAAUUUGAUAUACAAAUAGUCAGUCUAGUUCAGUUAUCAUGUGAAUGAGAGGCAGGAGGCCUGCCUGCCUCACUACUGAUCAGCUCUCAUUACAACAUGCACAAUAUUAUAUGAAUGUGAGCAGGAGGAGGUCUCUCAAAUCUUGUAGAUAGGAGGAAUGAGAAGAUUUAGCUGAGGAUGGGCAUAAUAUAAGAGUUUACAGAGAUUUUCAUUGGUUUUGAAAUUCCUCUUUCCACAUGUAUAAACUGAUAAAUGAGCAAUUGGAGAGUGUGUUAAAUUUUA